UACAGUAUCCGGCGUCCUCCUCCCCCUCCCUCCCUCUCGCCCCUCUGUCCUCUCCACUUGAGAAGAACACAAUAGAAAAAAGGCAAAAAAACAUUUACCUUUUUUAUAUCUAUCUGAAUAAAAUCAAGAAGAGGAAGAGGGGGAGAGGGCAGGGAGGGGAGAAGAGUAGCAAUCCAGAUUCAGAGAGGAUAGCAAUCAGCUCGCGAGGAGAGGAGAGUAAGAGCUGCGUUGGUGAAUUGAUUGCUCGCUGUUCCAGUCCUGCAUUCCUGCGGCAGCAGUUUUUGGCAAGUAGGUGGCGUGGCAAGCAUGAAGCCGGGCUAUGACUGCGCCGCCUCCGUGCUGCUCUGCGCGGAGGACAACGCCGCUAUUCUCGGCCUUGAUGAGGACGGGGAGGAGUCCUCUUGGGCGGGCGCUACGCCGCCACGCGACACCGUCGCCGGCGGCGGCGGCGGGAUCGCCGUCGAGGGAUUCUUGACGGAGCUCCCCCUGCAGUCAGAUGAGUACGUUGCGGCGCUCGUGGAGAGGGAGACGGGGCACAUGCCCGCGGAGGGAUAUCCCCAGAAGCUGAAACGGCGGCAUGGGGGCCUGGAUUUGGCCGCCGUCCGGAGGGACGCCGUCGAUUGGAUUUGGAAGGUCACUGAGCAUUACAAUUUCGCACCGUUGACUGCAGUUUUAUCUGUGAACUACCUCGAUAGAUUCAUCUCCACGUAUGAGUUUCCUGAAGGCAAACCUUGGAUGCCGCAGCUCUUGACAGUGGCAUGCUUGUCAUUGGCUAUGAAAAUAGAGGAGACUUUUGCGCCACUCCCCUUGGACUUGCAGGUUGUUGAGUCAAAGUUUGCUUUUGAGGGAAGGACCAUAAAAAGGAUGGAGCUUCUGGUGUUUAGCACCUUAAACUGGAGGAUUCAUGCUGUUACUGCUUGCUCAUUUAUCGAAUACUUUCUUCACAAAUUGAGUGAUCUUGGUGCACCCUCCUUGCUUGCACGCUCGCGCUCUGCUGACCUUAUCUUGAGCACUGCGAAAGAUGCUGCAUUCGUGGUGUUCAGACCCUCAGAGAUUGCUGCCAGUGUUGCUCUUGCUGCGAUUGGUGAAUGCAGAAGUUCUGUAAUUGAAAGAGCUGCUACUAGUUGCAAGUAUUUGGACAAGGAGCGAGUUUUAAGAUGCCAUGAAAUGAUUCAAGAGAAGAUUACUAUGGGAAGCAUUAUCCUAAAAUCUGCUGGAUCAUCAAUUUCCCCUGUGCCACAAAGUCCCAUUGGUGUAUUGGAUGCUGCUGCCUGUCUGAGUCAACAAAGCGAUGAUGCUACUGUUGGAUCUCCUGCAACAUGUUACCAUAGUUCUUCCACAAGCAAGAGGAGAAGGAUUACUAGAAGACUACUCUGAUUGCUUCAGGUGUGCUCCUCACCGCUUUAGGAGUUUUUGGUUGGUUCAAUCAUCUUAAUUUAGUGUGGCCACUCAAGGAUUAUGGUAUAGUCAAGUAGUUGCUGAAAGGAACAACAAAGCAGGCACACUACUUGAUCCAUAUAGAACAAAUAACAAGCUGCAUGCUGUGAGCCAGUUCAUGCAAUUGGCAUCCUCAAGGGGGAUACAAAACCCUUUGGGGUCCUGGGAUGCUGGUGUAGGUAUAGAGGGAACAAGGAAUUUGCAUAUGUUGUAGAGAUGAGAGCUCUCUCUUACCAUUUUGUACUUUUGCUCCUUCAAUUUGCAUUGAACUGUAGGCAAGGGUUGCCUUGGGCAUUGAACUUGUGAUGAGUGAGAAGAAUCCAAAAAGGGAUCAGCAGCGGAAUAGAACAAUUUGAUAUAUUUCAUCAAACUACAGAUAUGUUUUCUUUUGUUAAUCAUGAGUUAUCAGUUUGUUGACAGUA
Messenger RNA from Panicum hallii, 1859 nucleotides. Its product is annotated as cyclin-D3-1-like. Bases 307 to 1377 code for a protein of 356 amino acids. The transcript is spliced from 6 exons. Lineage: Eukaryota; Viridiplantae; Streptophyta; Magnoliopsida; Poales; Poaceae. Gene Ontology annotation, molecular function: cyclin-dependent protein serine/threonine kinase regulator activity. Gene Ontology annotation, biological process: mitotic cell cycle phase transition; regulation of cyclin-dependent protein serine/threonine kinase activity. Gene Ontology annotation, cellular component: cyclin-dependent protein kinase holoenzyme complex; cytoplasm; nucleus. The record is from RefSeq and is a predicted model, not a curated record.